GGCAUAUAUAUAGAAUUUUUCUUUAACGGUUACUUUUGUGGCUGGCAAGGAGAGAAAGGACACUGAUCAGUGACGACCCCUUUGGUUGCUGCUACUGAAAUGGAUUACAACAAUGACAAGGACCCAUGGAAUUGGCAUGGGAAGGAUUAUUGUCUCGAAAAGACUUCCAAUUUUGACAUUUCACCAGCGUUGUGGAAUGAAGUUCCUCAAAAUGAAGAGUUUACCUACGUGUUCCAUGAUGAAACAACCCCAGUGAAGGCUUGUGGAGAUUUUGCAUACAAUGUUAAUAAUAAUGAAUCAAAUAAUAUCCAAAAGGAACCAGAGAAAUGUUGGGAGACUUCUUCACAAGUCAAGAGACGGCGUAUGCUACGAUUCAAUACACGAGAUGGGGAUCAUUUCCUUUCAAAUGAACAGAUGUCAUCAGCAUAUUUGAAAUUAAAUGGGGAGGAGGACUCAAAUGAGGAUGUUUUUCAAGAAAUGUCACAAUGGGUGUCUGGUGCAUCAGGAAGUGAAUCUGCUUCCAAUUUUGAGGACCUCGCGGUAGCUGAAGGGUGGCUUGCAGAUUGCUUUAAUGAUGCUGAAAUGCAAUUCUGUCCUGAGGAUAUGAAUUUUUCUGGGGCAGAUGAUGUUCAUAUUGAUGUUGCAGAGCUGUGCAACUUCUCACCAGCGUAUGAACAAAAUGGGGUUCAGCAUCAAGUUACUCAAACCCCCAGAAAUAUUAUCUUCAAAGGUCGGAAAUCUCUUAUAACAACUCCUACAAAGUUGGCUGCUUCUGUGGCCUAUCCGUUUACCUUCAUUAAACCCAGCGGCACAGGUGGAGAUGUCACCCUGGAGGAAAUAAACCAGCGCAUUCAGUCUCCAGCUCCUUCGAAAUCGAAGCAAAUCAGGGAAGAUCCAUCAGCAUACCCCAAAUCAGCCUUUUCAGGGAAGCCUGUAGUUGGAAAAACAAAAAUCCGCACUGAAGGUGGAAAAGGUAGCAUCACAAUUAUGAGAACUAAAGGCUAGGUAAAGGUAAGUUGUUCAGUAUAAUUGUCUCACCCCAUUAACUUGUGGGGUUGACUUCAUUCUGUAAAAUAUCUGGCAGAUUAUAGUUGAUACUGCAACUUUGGUUUUCUAUUAACUUUCAUAAGUGAUAAGUUACACCACCUUAGUGUUUAUAUUCUAAUGGGGGCCUUGGUAGAUGUUUUUGUUUGAGCUAAGUAUUGAAUGAGAAUACUGAUAUCAGUCUCCCCAGAACCUUUGCUUAUGAAAUGACAAGUUUUUGUAAUUGAAUCAAACAGAUUUUAGUUUUAUGCCUUUCU
This is a messenger RNA of Gastrolobium bilobum, 1301 nucleotides long. Its product is annotated as protein XRI1-like. Lineage: Eukaryota; Viridiplantae; Streptophyta; Magnoliopsida; Fabales; Fabaceae. The coding region runs from base 100 to 1005 and encodes 301 amino acids. The record is from RefSeq and is a predicted model, not a curated record. Gene Ontology annotation, biological process: male meiotic nuclear division; female meiotic nuclear division. The transcript has 9 exons.